CUAUCCGUUUUCUGAAUAUUCUUGUUCGAAUGACGUAGUUAUCAUUUAUAGUAGCUUUAGCAUCUAAAAAUAGUAACUACUAAACAUAAUACCAUAGCACACGAAUGAUAUUGGACAGAACGGUUAGCUUAGACUUAGACUGUCACCAUUUUAUUUAACGUGUCUUCGCUUAUACCUUUACAGUUAUCGACCUUGGAAGCAAACAUUUAGAGUCGUUUACGGUAAACAAGGUAUCUGUAUUUAAUUUCUUCAAAACUUCGUUGGCAAUAACGAGUAUGCAGCGGAUUAAACUAGUGAUAGUGGGGGACGGGGCGGUGGGGAAGUCGUGUCUGCUCAUUCGAUACACCACCAAUGCUUUCCCACAAGAAUAUGUGCCCACAGUAUUCGACAACUACAUGGCCAAUGUUAUUGUAGACGGCAAGCCAAUCAGUUUGGGACUAUGGGACACUGCAGGCCAAGAAGACUACGACAGACUUAGACCCCUGUCCUAUCCGCAGACGGAUGUUUUCAUGUUGGCUUACGCAACAGCUUCAAAAACCUCAUUUGACAACGUUGAGCACCGGUGGAUACAAGAAUUAAGACACCACUGUCCCGAGACGCCUGUUGUCAUCGUGGGACUAAAGUCGGAUCUGAAACCGAAAGUCACGACCAAGGAAGGCAAAGCUAUGGCCUCAAAAUUGGGAUGCGCAUUCGCCGAAUGUAGUUCAUUGAAUGGUAAUGGAGUUCAGCAAGUUAUGGAUUUGGCCUUAAGAUCAGCCGUUCGUGAAGCCGAGACACGAUUCAAGCAAAAACGAGGGCCGGCAGCCUUCAUUCCUAACUUUGGAGGCUUUUCGUUUGAUAGGUUCUCAACGGACAAGCUGAGAGCAUUUUUUGGCAAAGUCAAACCGGAGUUGCCGGAGCCUCCAGUCAUGCCGGAGGCGGGAAAAGCGCCUCAAAUUAACAUCAUUUUACCAGACACUGCAGCUGAUAUGAAGAGACUUCUGAACUUGGACGACAGCAGUAAGGACGUGAAGUUUCAACUGGAGGACGGGGCCGUGGUCUGGGCCCAUAAGAUCCUCCUGGCCUCCUCAAGUCACCUGUUCCGAACUCUAUUCCAGCUGGACUCCACUCAUCUUUUUUCUGGCCGUCCUGACAUGACUCUUCCAGAGGAACGACUGAGCCAGGACCUCACUCAAAAACUGAAAGAAAGGAGUUUCCCUGUCGCUGGAAUCGUCUCACUCUCGGAGUCCCGCUUGAACGACGGAUCAUUAUGUUCAUUAGUGUCAAUGGAUGAGUCAGUUACCCUUGACGUCAUGAAAGAAGUUCUCCACUUUCUAUACUGUGGUCUUCCUUCCUCAAAUCUCAACUCAAACCUAAUUCCUCAAAUUAAGAGAAUUUCCGCCGACAUUUGUGCUCCAAAACUAUUCGACGCCCUGGACAAUAUGGAGAAAAAGGAAGACGAGUUUUUCAACGACAGUAUUCAGUUGUUUUUGAACGACAGAACGAGUGUAAUGUGUGAACGACUUUUCUUCAACAAAGCAGCCUUGUGUGACAUGGUGGUUUUGGCGGGUAAAACUGAAUUCCACGUAAACAGAUGUGUGCUCAGGUCAAGGUCAGACGUGUUUAACGGGAUGUUGAGUGGGAAUUUCCUGGAAAACACGAAUGGAGUACUGAAGAUGGAGAGCAGAUUCGCGCCCGAGGAUGUCUCUGCUUUUCUCCAGUUUCUCUACAGUGGACACUCGGACUACCUGGAAAACGAGUCCUGUGAUCUGCAGAGCGUGAUUGAGUUGUCUGAGAUGUACUUAAUACCCUCCCUCAAGAACAGAUGUGAACUGUAUAUGACUAAGAGGGUGGACAAAGCGUGUGCAGUGUCCAUAGAGAGAAGUGAAGUGGACUGCAUUGAGCUGCUCAUGUUCGCUGACCUCUUCAACUGUCAUUUCCUCACACAGUGGUGCCGUCACUUCAUAUCCACAAACUAUCUCAUCUUUUCCAAGAAAAACAACUUCGCAUCGCUUCCGGUCGAACACAAAGACUUCAUAAAUGAGCAUCAAUGGCCGCCUGUCAGUUACCUGGAAGAUGUGAAAAGCUACGAGGCCAAGCUAGAGGCCCUCCACAAGAAAGGAGGCAAAAAGAAACAACUUAAGACCCUGCAACACUCACAGGAUGUCUCAAACGAUGAUAUCAAUCAACAGCAAAAUGCUGCAACAAAUGUGCUGUAAAAACUGAAGAGAACCCUUUUUAUAAUGUAACGUAAUCACUAAUGUAAUGUUUCAGUGUUCAGUCUUAGUUAAAAAUUAGGUUAAUGUUUUACAUUUACAUAUAUUUUUUUUCUUCAGAAAUUUUUUUUCCAAAUACGAAGCACGACUAAAGGU
This is a messenger RNA of Symsagittifera roscoffensis, 2351 nucleotides long. Its product is annotated as rho-related protein racA-like. Gene Ontology annotation, cellular component: cell projection; cytoplasmic vesicle; cytoskeleton. The transcript has 9 exons. Gene Ontology annotation, molecular function: GTP binding; protein kinase binding; GTPase activity. Gene Ontology annotation, biological process: cortical cytoskeleton organization; regulation of cell shape; regulation of actin cytoskeleton organization. Bases 276 to 2198 code for a protein of 640 amino acids. The record is from RefSeq and is a predicted model, not a curated record. NCBI's taxonomy places the organism in Eukaryota, Metazoa, Xenacoelomorpha, Acoela, Convolutidae.